Danio aesculapii is the source of this 4958-nucleotide messenger RNA. It is a transcript of the gene dnmt1, whose product is annotated as DNA (cytosine-5-)-methyltransferase 1. The coding region runs from base 173 to 4675 and encodes 1500 amino acids. Gene Ontology annotation, cellular component: nucleus. NCBI's taxonomy places the organism in Eukaryota, Metazoa, Chordata, Actinopteri, Cypriniformes, Danionidae. Gene Ontology annotation, molecular function: chromatin binding; DNA binding; zinc ion binding. The record is from RefSeq and is a predicted model, not a curated record. The transcript has 34 exons.
AAAGCGGCCCGCGCGUAUUUCUCAGCUGCUAGCGACAAUUCUUAAAGCCCGUUGAGCCCCUCCAGCGCGCGCUGUUGUUGGCACUGUCACAUAUUAAUAACUGCUUUUAUCUGUUGUUGUUUUAAAUCGUGUUUUUAACUAGUCAAUUCCUUUGAUCAAAAUCGAACUUGAAAUGCCUACCAGGACCUCAUUGUCCCUGCCAGAGGAUGUCAAGGAACGGCUUCAGGUGUUGGAGGAAGGUGGAGACAGUUUGUCAGAUGAGGAGUGUGUAAAAGAAAAGCUCAGGUUACUGCAGGAGUUCCUGCUCGCUGAUACUCAGGACCAGCUCAAAAAUCUUGAGGACAAGUUAAAGAGCUCUGAGCUCUCCACGGAGGUUUACAUGUCAGAGGUGAAGGCUGUACUGAAGAAAGCUCUGGGAGUUGUCAAGGAGGGUGAUGGAGUGGAGCAGAAUGGACAUUCAAAUGGCCUCUCUAAAAAUGGAUCUCACAAAGACGAUGGCGAGCAGGAGGGAGCCAUGGACACUCAGGAGGAAGGAGACUCCAUAAAGUCUCCCAGUGCCCCGAAGGGAAGGGGUGGACGUCGCAGUAAAGCAGAUUCUGAGCCCAAGAAAUCUCCAGCCAGUUCCAGGGUUACGCGCAACUCUGGGAAGCAACAAACUAUCCUGUCAAUGUUUUCUAGAGUCCCAAAACGAAAGUCUGAUGAGCUGAAUGGGGAACCAGCAAAUGGAGAUGCAGAAAUUAAGACUGAAGAAACUAUCACUGAGGAGGUCCGUGAAGAGAAACGCCUUAAAACAGAAGAUGACAAGCCUGAAGCUGAGAAUGCUGCUAACCUGAAACCUGUGUCUACAGCAAAGACUCCUCCUCCGAAAUGUCCUGACUGCAGGCAGUAUCUGGAUGAUUCAGACCUAAAGUUCUUUCAAGGGGAUCCUGAUGAUGCUUUGGAUGAACCAGAGAUGUUAACUGAUGAGCGUCUCUCCCUCUUUGAUUCAAACGAGGAUGGUUUUGAAAGCUAUGAAGAUCUUCCUCAGCACAAGAUCACUAACUUCAGCGUGUAUGACAAGCGUGGUCAUCUGUGUCCAUUUGAUUCUGGCCUCAUUGAGAAAAAUGUGGAACUGUACUUUAGUUGUGCUGUAAAGCCCAUCUACGAUGACAACCCAUGCAUGGAUGGUGGGGUUCCUGCCAAAAAGCUUGGUCCCAUCAAUGCUUGGUGGAUCACUGGUUUUGAUGGUGGGGAGAAGGCUUUGAUUGGCUUCACGACAGCCUUUGCUGACUACAUCCUAAUGGACCCCAGUGAGGAGUACUCUGCUAUUUUUGCUCUGAUGCAGGAGAAGAUCUACAUGAGCAAAAUUGUGGUUGAAUUUCUUCAGAAAAACCAGGAUGCCACAUAUGAGGAUCUGCUUAACAAAAUAGAGACUACUGUCCCACCUGCAGGGCUUAACUUCAACCGUUUCACUGAAGACACACUCUUGCGACAUGCCCAGUUUGUGGUAGAGCAGGUCGAGAGCUACGAUGAGGCUGGAGACUCUGAUGAACAACCCAUUAUAAUCACUCCAUGUAUGCGUGACUUGAUCAAGCUGGCUGGUGUUACUUUGGGCAAGAGGAGAGCUGCCAGAAGACAAGCUGUCCGCCAUCCCACUAAGAUUGAGAAGGACAACAAGGGCCCGACUAAAGCCACCACCACUAAACUGGUCUACCUGAUCUUUGACACCUUCUUCUCUGAUCAGAUUGACCAGAAUAAUAAGGAUGGAGGUGUGAAGAGACAACGCUGUGGCGUCUGUGAGGUGUGUCAAGCUCCAGACUGCGGCAAGUGUUCAGCCUGUAAGGAUAUGAUCAAAUUUGGAGGCAGUGGCAGAAGUAAACAAGCUUGUCAGAAGAGGAGAUGUCCCAACCUGGCAGUGAAAGAAGCUGAAGAUGAUGAGAACAUGGAUGAGGAGGAUGUGUUGCCAGUUAAGGAUACAAAGAAAAUGUCUCAGACCAAGAAGAAGAAACAGACAAAGAAUAAGAUCAGCUGGGUUGGCGAGCCAUUGAAGACUGAGGGAAAGAAGGAAUAUUACAUGAAAGUGCGUGUGGAAAAUGAGGUGUUGGAGGUGGGAGAUUGUGUAUCUGUAAGCCCUGACGACCCAUCACAUCCUCUCUACCUGGCCAGGAUUACAGCAUUGUGGGAUGAUGGUGAAAAGAUGUUUCAUGCCCAUUGGUUCUGCCGUGGCACUGAUACAGUCCUUGGAGAGUCAUCAGACCCUCUCGAGCUCUUCCUAGUGGAUGAGUGUGAAGACAUGCAGCUAAGUUUUAUCCAUGGCAAAGUCAACGUCUUCUACAAGGCACCAUCUGAAAACUGGUACAUGGAGGGUGGAAUGGAUGAAGACAUCAAAGUGAUUGACGAUGAUGGUGAAAGCUUCUUUUAUCAGCUCCAGUAUGAGAGUGAAUGUGCUCGCUUUGAGACUCCUCCCAAAGUCACACCCUCUGAGGACUGCAAGUAUAAGUUUUGUGCUAGCUGCACCAGAAACAAGGAACAAGAGGCUGAGUCUGUACCCCAUGCUUAUGAGCCCUUAGAGGAUCAGGAGAGUGACUCCAAAGUCUUCUAUGGGUUGGUGAACUAUAAGGGGGAGCAGUACAAAGUAGGAGACAGUGUCUACCUACCACCUGAGGCCUUUAACUUUGUGGUAAAGGCUGCAAGCCCGGUGAAGCGUUCCCACAGAAAGGAUGACGUUGAUGAAGAUCUUUACCCUGAAUACUACAGGAAGUCCUCUGAUUACAUCAAAGGCUCAAAUCUGGAUGCUCCUCAGCCCUUCCGCAUUGGGCGCAUCAAAGAAAUCUUCUGCAACAAGCGCAGCAAUGGAAAGCCAGACACAACCGAGAUCAAACUGCGCCUCUAUAAAUUUUACAGACCUGAAAACACACAUAAGGGACCAAAGGGAGCCUAUCAUUCUGACAUAAACCAACUCUACUGGAGUGAUGAAGAGGCAACCGUCAGCAUGACUGAGGUGCUGACAUGCUGUCGUGUUGAGUAUGCAGAGGAUUUGGUUGAAAGUGUGCAGGAAUAUUCAAACAAAGGACCUGAUCGCUUCUAUUUUCUUGAGGCAUACAAUGCCAAAACCAAAAGCUUUGAGGAUCCUCCCAAUCAUGCUCGUUCUGCUGUGAAUAAGGGCAAAGGGAAGGGAAAGGGCAAAGGAAAAGGGAAAGGUAAAGCAGCGCCUCAGGAACCACAGGAUCAGGAGCCACAAGAGUCAUCAGUCCCCAAACUGCGCACUCUGGAUGUGUUCUCUGGUUGUGGUGGUCUGUCUGAGGGCUUCCAUCAAGCAGGCAUCUCAGAGACUCACUGGGCAAUAGAGAUGUGGGAUCCUGCUGCUCAGGCAUUCAGGUUGAACAAUCCAGGCACCACAGUCUUCACAGAGGACUGUAAUGUCCUGUUGAAGCUGGUAAUGUCUGGAGAGAAGACCAACUCUCUUGGACAGAAGCUGCCACAGAAGGGUGACGUGGAGAUGCUCUGUGGUGGGCCACCUUGCCAAGGCUUCAGUGGAAUGAACCGCUUCAACUCACGGACAUACUCCAAGUUCAAGAACUCUCUGGUUGUUUCUUAUCUGAGUUAUUGUGACUACUACAGACCCAAGUUCUUCCUGCUGGAGAACGUGAGGAACUUUGUGUCAUUUAAGCGCUCCAUGGUCCUGAAGCUCACACUGCGCUGUCUGGUGCGCAUGGGCUACCAGUGCACCUUUGGUGUGCUGCAGGCUGGACAGUAUGGGGUGGCCCAGACUCGACGCAGAGCGAUCAUCCUGGCUGCAGCCCCUGGUGAAAAGCUGCCCCGCUACCCUGAACCCUUGCACGUGUUUGCCCCACGAGCAUGUUCUCUUAGUGUGGCGGUUGAUGAGAAGAAAUAUGUCAGCAAUGUUACUCGUGGAAAUGGGGGCAUUUAUCGCACCAUCACAGUACGGGACACAAUGUCUGACCUUCCAGAGAUCCGUAACGGAGCCGCCGCACUGGAGAUUUCCUACAACGGCGAGCCACAGUCCUGGUUCCAGAGGCAAAUUCGAGGCUCUCAGUAUCAGCCCAUCCUCAGGGACCACAUCUGCAAGGACAUGAGUGCCCUGGUUGCUGCCCGCAUGCGUCACAUUCCUCUGGCUCCUGGUUCAGACUGGAGGGAUCUUCCUAAUAUUGAGGUGCGGUUGCGGGAUGGCACCACCACAAAGAAGCUUCGCUACACCCACUCUGACAAAAAGAAUGGCCGCAGUGGCACUGGUGCCCUGAGAGGAGUGUGUUCAUGUUCUGAAGGAAAACAGUGUGACCCUGCAGACAGGCAGUUCAACACCCUGAUUCCCUGGUGUCUGCCUCACACGGGUAACCGCCAUAAUCACUGGGCUGGUCUAUAUGGCCGCCUGGAAUGGGAUGGAUUCUUCAGCACUACAGUUACCAACCCUGAGCCAAUGGGAAAGCAGGGACGUGUCCUCCACCCUGAGCAGCACCGUGUGGUGAGUGUCAGGGAAUGUGCACGUUCUCAGGGCUUCCCAGACACCUAUCGCUUUUUUGGCAAUGUCCUAGACAAACACAGACAGGUUGGUAAUGCUGUGCCUCCACCCCUCUCCAAAGCCAUUGGCCUGGAGGUCAAGAAAUGUGUGCAAGAGAAAAUGAGGGAGAAUGCUACAGAGCCCGUGAAGCAGGAGAAAAUGGAGCUCUCUGACUAAAGCCAUCACUCUGUAAAACUGCAGCACAUUCUCAUUGUGUUUGGAGCCGUCUGAGCAUACUCCAUUUUAAACUCAUUUUGUUAUUCAUAAGCUGUUAUAGAGCUUGGCCACUUAUGUGGCAAUUCUAUGGACAGUCUGUGCAGUGCCAUUUGUGAUUGUUUUAUCAAUUUCUAAAUGUGAUUUUAACCAUGUAUUUGCAAUUAUCCACUCUAAGACAGUGGUUUAAAUUCUAUAUAGGUUUUUAUAUGUUGUAAUAUUUCAAAUAAAGCUCUUAUUAAAUGUU